Molecule: messenger RNA, 1149 nt
Organism: Myripristis murdjan (pinecone soldierfish)
Lineage: Eukaryota; Metazoa; Chordata; Actinopteri; Holocentriformes; Holocentridae
Product: nuclear factor 7, brain-like
Exons: 3
Coding region: 22-1149 (375 amino acids)
Molecular function (GO): zinc ion binding
Source: RefSeq, a predicted model, not a curated record
CAGGAGAACGAGAGAGCAGCCAUGGCUUCUGCUUCUUACAUGGAGGAUUUGACUUGUUCUAUCUGUCUGACUAUCUUCACUGAUCCAGUGAGCCUUCUCUGUGGCCACUCUUUCUGUAGAGAAUGUAUCACCAACUCUCUGAGCAUAAAGGACAAAUGUCCACAGUGUCGGACAACUGUUCCAAAAGAGGAGAAAUAUCUCCCAACCAGCCACAUUCUGAAAAGCCUUGCUGAGAAAGCUAAAGAAGCUGAGAAGAUAAAGACAAAACAGAGAGAUGAGACCACAGGGGUUUCUGAGUCUUUGUGCCCUGAGCAUGAAGAAAAGCUGAAACUGUUCUGUGAAACAGAUCAACAAUUAGCCUGCGUCAUAUGCCGAGAUGGGGAGAAGCAUGAUGGACACAAAUUUAAACCAAUCAGAGAAGCAGCUACAUCUCUGAGGCGGGAGCUGGAGAAGGGUAUGGAGCACCUUCCUGAUGACAUCCAUGCCAUAGAUAGCCUAGCCAAUAUGCAGAGAGAAGAAAUAACAAAAAUCCAGGUGAUGUCCCAGCAGCUGAUGACCCAAAUCAGCACCCAGUUUGAGGAGAUGCAUCAGUUUCUGAGACAGAGAGAAGAAGAGAUAAAGAAUGAGCUAAAGGAGAAAAAGACAGAGGCUGUAGAGGAGAUGACUGAGAAGUUACAGGCGAUGGACCUGGCUUUGUCUGAGAGUAGAGAGCUGCAGGUGAAGAUGACAGCAGCUCUGGAAAUUUGCAACUCAGUGAAGUUCUUGCAGAGUUGGACUGAAGUGAACAACAUGCUGACUCCAGAGUGUUUGUUCAGGCCCAGAGCAAAUGAUCUGCAGGUGGCCCACACUUCUCUGAGUUUGGGUCCUUAUGAAAGUCACCUGCAGUUCUUUGUGUGGAAGGAGAUGCUUCAGGUGGUCAAGCCCCGGGCAGAGCUGCUCUCACUGAGAGGAAAAAAUACAGAUGUAACUGUGUCUGAUGACGGACGCAGUUUGCUUUGUACUCCCAAAAGCAGCCAAUCUCAAUCAGGUUUAUCAUUUGGCUCUACCAGAGCCGGAGACUUUGUUGAUUUCAGCUCUAACCAACGAUCUAGCUUUGAUCAAAUGGACUUUUCAUUCAUUUGGGUCUGGCCAAGCCAGGAGCUCUUUUGA